This is a messenger RNA of Pristis pectinata (smalltooth sawfish), 3249 nucleotides long. RefSeq names its product twisted gastrulation BMP signaling modulator 1a (gene twsg1a). NCBI's taxonomy places the organism in Eukaryota, Metazoa, Chordata, Chondrichthyes, Rhinopristiformes, Pristidae. Gene Ontology annotation, biological process: regulation of BMP signaling pathway. The coding region runs from base 255 to 929 and encodes 224 amino acids. The record is from RefSeq and is a predicted model, not a curated record. The transcript has 5 exons.
GAGGGAUUCGGUUCCCUUCCCCUCCUCCUGCGCUGCGCCCGGCCGGGGACUCGCUGCGCAGCGCAAACCUAUGCAAUCUUCACCGGCUGACACAAAAGAGGCGCUUUAAUUUUAUUUUACACAUAUAUUGUAGUUGUUGUUGUACAGUCCCUUUACGGGAAAAAAAAGCGAGGCACCCCGGACGCCGCGGGACUGCAGAGUGGUUGGGGCGCAGCUUGGCAGUCCCCAGGCAUUGAUAGUUUCACCUGAGAAAGAUGAAGCAAUCCAGAUAUGUUGCAGUAUUCGUAGUUGCUGCAAUACUCCUCGUCAGUUGGAUCACCAGUGCCAGUGCUUGCAACAAGGCUUUGUGUGCUAGUGAUGUUAGCAAGUGCCUCAUUCAGGAACUAUGUCAAUGUCGUCCUGUAGAUGGAAAUUGUUCAUGUUGCAAGGAAUGCAUGCUUUGCUUGGGGACUCUCUGGGAUGAGUGCUGUGACUGUGUGGGAAUGUGCAAUCCCAGAAAUUAUAGCGACACACCACCCACAUCAAAGAGUACAGUGGAGGAGCUUCAUGAACCCAUCCCGUCUCUCUUCCGUGCUCUGACAGAAGGUGAAACUCACCUGCACUGGAACAUUGUCUCAUUCCCUGUCUCAGAGGAGCUCACCUAUCACGAGAACCUGGUCUCCUUCUUGGAAAGCCUGGACAUAUCUCCGCUUCAGAAUGUAUCACUGCCUGUAAACAGCCCCCAUGUAGAACUUGAGGGUGAGAAAGAGCCUCACUGCACAGUGGUCUACUUCAAUGACUGCAUGUCAAUCCAUCAGUGUAAAAAUUCAUGCGAGUCCAUGGGUGCCUCGAAGUACAGAUGGUUUCACAAUGCCUGCUGUGAAUGUAUAGGCCCAGACUGCAUUGAUUACGGCAACAAAGUGGUCAAAUGCAUGAACUGCACCUUUUGAAGACAGGACUGUAAUGUUGAGAAGGUAGCAUGUAAUUGCUGUAGAGCUAAAAAUGGUGACUGUCUUUUUAUGUGAAGUUUUAUGUUGUUUUGCUAUUUUUAAAUUUUUUUUUGUUAAAAGUUCUGCACUUCAUGCUUAAGAAUGUAUACAGAUGUUGGAUCUUCAAAGUGGAUGUGAGAGUUGAAACUGCAGCUUUUUUUAUGAUGUAAUUUACUGCUGAUGUUGUGUAAUUUAAAGAAAAGCAUUCCUUUAAAAUCAUACUGACAUGUAGAUAUAUAGAAUAAAUCAGUUGUAUCUUCUGUUUUUUAAUUGAUAUACUCCUGCAUCCACUUACAUAGUUUUAUGAUUAAACUAUUCUCGUAGGGGUGACGAGGGGUGUUUAGUAGUUAGUGCUACUUUUCUCUCUAGCUUAUGUACAUAGUACUUUAACAAUAAAAUGAAUCCCAAAAGAUCUACCUGUAGAUCAUGUUGGAAAUGAUCUAGCAGAAAUAUCCAUGUUGCACAAAGUAUUCUGUUGGCUUGGGUAACCAUUGCUAUUUUAGUAAUUUGGCAAAAACUAAGUGAUUUGUAUGAAUAUUAGAAACCAAAGUAGGCAUUUCAGUCCCUCACUGAAUGUUCAUCUUUCAAAAACUGCUUCACCCUUACUCCCCCCAAGCAGUCUAAUGUGGAGCAGAAUGCAAGGCUGUCUCUUAUCAUUAGAGAAUUGUACUUGGCAUAUAAAAAAGACAUUUCAUUUCAUUAUGCUAACAUACUUUGUGUCAUCAACUGAAUUCCUCCCCAUGCUCUGAGCCAAUACAGUCUUGACUUGGAACUCCUGCAUAGUCUCACAUAAAUAAUUAGACAUACCUCAGUGAUUUACAGAGAUGUUUGAAACACAAAUAAGGUUUAAGUCCAAAGUCUGCUCUGUUAUUCAAUUAAAUCAGAGCUAAGUUGCUUCCCAACUCCAACUCCCAACUCCACUUUUCCACCUUUGCUCUUCAUUCUUUGAAAAUAGUUAUCAUUCAGCACACACAGUCCCUGUAUUAAUUGAACGGCUCAAGUGAACAGUGUGAGCUGUGGCUGAGUUGGGAGCACUUGCCCCUCUGAGUUAGAAGAUGAAAGGUUCAAGACCCAAUACAGAGGCUUGAACUUAAAAAUAAUAGAUUUGCAUUCCCAUGUAGUACAGAGGGAGUGCUGCAUUCCUGAAAGGCUUUCCCUCCUCGUUUGCUCCCUCAGGUUAGUUAUUUUGAAGAAAACUUCCAAGCUUGAUCAAAUUUUACAACUAAAACAGAUUGGUCAUUAGCAGGAGCCCACUGUGUACAAAUCAACUGCCAUAUUUCCUUCACUACAACAGUGACACAAGAUCACAAGAGAUGCUUUAAAAAUCCAGAUCUGCUUCAAUCCAAUAUAGAACAUAGAAAACCUACAGCACAAUUCAGGCCCUUCGGCCCACAAACCUGAGCUGAACAGGUACCUAUCCAACAGUCUCUUAAACGACCCCGUCGUAUCCGGCUCCACCACCGUUGCCGGCAGCCCAUUCCACGCACUCACCACUCUCUGAGUAAAAAAAUCUCUGGAGCAGAAUUGAAGAAGUUUUGCUAGAGGACUGCACUGGCAAGUAAAAUGGACUGAAAGACUGAAGUACUUCUGAAAUUCUUCCUCCCACCCUCAAUACAAAGCAGUCCUGACAUGGAGCUCCUGUGAAAUCUAAUGCAAACAUCCCCUGAUGUAUGUACUUCUGUCAAAUCUGCUUUACUUCAGAGGGAAAACUGGUCCUAACAGUUCCUUUCCUGAUUCGUACCCUCUUCAAGGUGGAAUGUUUUUUUCUCUGGUCACGGUGUUCUCAAAGUUGCCAAGGCUUCCUCAUGUUUGUUCUUUGUGUGAUGGUUAUGCAUGGAGUUUGGGUUCUUACUCCAACUUUUAAGACCACUGUUCCACAUGUCCUGAAUGUUCUAUAUUGCAAACAGUACUCUUCUGUUAAUAAUUUUUUUGAAUGAUCUUAAAAUUUCAUUUGGUAAUUAAAUUGCAUAUUAUGGUAAAUUUCAUCAAGAAUGUUAAAUUAACAAAUGAAUUCUAUUCCUCGGUACCUCUGUGACCAGGCUUUAUUCUAAUCUGAGAAUCUAGAUCACUUGUUAAUGCUGCAUAUUUUAAGGCAAAUUCACAGUCACGGUGGUAAAGCUGGUUUUACUAAAGUCCAAACGGAAAACAAUUGGAUUUAAAUAGAUUGGAAAUUGAACAAUCAUUAACAACAAUGAAUACAAUACAGGAAGCCUUGAAACUUGUAGAGUUGCAUAAAAUUACUCUAGAUGAUGUUUGGGUUCGAUUUAGUGGUUUUGUGAAA